GUCCCAGAGAAGCCACGCCCCCGCCGCCGCCUGCCUGCGCACCGUCCUCCCCGCCGCCAGGGGCCGCUGUGGCCGCCCGGACGCUGCGUCAGCGCCAUGGAGCGGCGCGGGCGGGAGGCGGGAGCGACCGGCCGGUAGAGCCCCGCCAUGGGUCGCCGCCCCCCGUGAGGCCCCGGCUCCGGGGGGGUGUUGGCGGGCGGUUGGGGGAGGGGGGGGGGGGAAGGAAUUGUCCGUGAUUCUACCCCCCCCCCCGCCCCCACGGACACCCCCCUCCGCCAUCCUGCGACCCCCCGCCCCGGGAGAGGAACCGGAGAGAGGGAUGAGCGCCCCCCCGCGGUCGGAACUGGCCGCCGCCGCCGCCGCCGCCCUCCUGCGGCUGGGGGAAGAGCGCCCCCCCGCGGCCGCCGCCAUGAACCUGCUCACGCGCAAGCCCCGCCCCGACUGGCGCCCCCCCCGCGAGGAGGAGCCGCGAAAGGGGGCCUCCAAGGCACGGGACGGGGGGUCCCUGCGGCGGCCCCUGCGGGUGGGGUUCCUGACGCUGCCGGCCCCCCAGGAGCGGGGACCCCGGCCCUGCCCCCCCGGCAUGGCCCCCCGCUCCCUCUCCUGCCACGCCGUGGGGCUCCCCGACACCGGGGGUGGGCUCCCCCGAACCUCUGGCCCCCGCCCGGGGCCCCCUGAGGGGAGGGGGCUGGAGGCACCCCCUGCCAAGAGGGGCGGCGCCCCGCGGGGGGGCUGUGCGCGGCAGACGCCCCCCCCGAAGCCCUCCCGCAGCCCCCAGACCCGCCUGUCAGCCGGGCCCCCCCCCGCCGCCCCUCCGCCCCCUGCCCCUGCCCCCUCCUCCACCUCCGAGGGGGGGGCGGGGCCCGGGGGGGGGGAGGGAGAGGGGGAGGAGCCCGUCUACAUCGAGAUGGUGGGGGACGCCCGGCGGGGGGGGGGAGGAGGGGUGGGGGGCGGGGGAGCCCCCCCCCUUCCCCAGCCUCCCCCCCCCGAGGAGCCCGAAGCCAUUUACGAGGAGAUGAGCUGCCCCCUCCCGCCUGGGGAAGGCCACGCCCCUUUUCCCACAGCCCACGCCCAUUUCUCUGCCGGCCACGCCCCCUUCCCCACCACCCACGCCCCUUUUCCCACGGGCCACGCCCCUUUAUCCGCGGCCCACGCCCCCUUUGCAGCCGGCAUGCCCCUUUCUCCGUGCCCCCCCCCUUCCCCAACCUCCUCACCCCCCGCCCCCCCCCUGCUGGCCACCCCCCCGCUCCCCCCCGAGGGCUCACGCCUGCCCCUCCCCCUCCCCCGCCGCGAGCCGCCCCCCCCCGGCCGCGCGAGGAGCCACUCCACGCCCCUCCCCCACCCGGGGGCCGGGGGGCGUGAGCGGGGUGGGGCGGGGCUUGGCGCUUUGCCCCUCCCCCCGCCGCCAGCAGAAGCCCCGCCCCCUUCCGGGAAACGCCCCCCCGCCUACGACAGCCUGCGGGGGGGCGGGGCAUCAGGGGGCCCCGCCCCCUUGCGCGAGGAGGAGCCACACCCCCGCCGAGGGGGCGGAGCUGCCCCACGCCGUGGGAAAGAGGCAGAGAAGGCAUCCGAGCCCCCCCGGGAGGAGCGGGGGGGGGCGGGGGCAGUGCCCCCCCCCUCCGGGAUCCCGGUGCCACGGGGGCGGGCAGGGCUGCCCCUCCCCCUCCCCUGCCAGACCUUCCCGGCCUGCGGGCGGCCAGCAGACCCCCCUGGGGGGCACCGCCUGGGUCGCUCGGCCUCCACCUCGGGGGUUCGCCAAGCUGGGGCCCCCCCGUUCCCCCGCGGAGCCCCCCCCGCUCCCCGUCCCCUCUCCGGGGGGGUCCCCAGUAGCGGAGGGGGGGUCCCCAUUAGCGGGGGGGGGAUCCCCGUUCCCGGAGGGGGGGUCCCGGCCGCCCCCCGCCCGCGGGACGGGCAGUUGCAGGAGGUGAUCGACCGAAAACGCUGCGUUUGCACCGAAAUUAAAGCGCGGGGGGGGCGCGGGGUGGGGCUGUGCAAACAGGAGAGCCUGCCCCCCCUCCCCACUCCGCCCCCCCCUGCCUGGAGAGGGGGGACACAUGAGGGGAGACCCCCUCCCGGGACUCCCCCCAACCGCCGGUCACACACCGUGCUCUGGGACACGGCCAUCUGACACCCAGCCCCCCCCAAAAAAAGUCUUGGGGUGCCUGGAGCAUCCCUGACACCCCCCUCCCAGGAAAAAGCCCGCCCCCAAAAUUGGGGGGGGCGGUGUAUGUAAAAUCGAGGGGGGGGUCCCCAAGGUAACAGGCUGGGUCCCCAAAGUCGAAGGGGGGGCCCCAAAGUCAAGGGGGGGCCUGAAAUGGAGGGGGGGAUCCUCAAAAUGGAGGAGGGGGCUCCUAAAUCGAGGGGAGGGUCCCCAAAAUUAAGGUGGUUGUACUUAAAAUAGAGGGGAGGGUCCCUAAAAUGUAGGGGAAGGGUCCUCAAAAAUGGAGGGAGGGGCUCCCAAAUUGAGGGGGGGUCACAACACGGCUGGGCCGGGUUAGGGGAGGAUUUGGGGGGGGGGGGGCUGGGUAUUUAUGGUACAUUAAGGGCCCCCCCGUAGUUAAAAGGGGGGGACACACCUCUAAAGGGAGGGGGGAGGAUGGAGACACCCCCCCCCAUAAGGUAAAGGGUCCCCCCAUAAAGGGAGGGUUAAGCCCACCAAUACGGGGGGGGUGUCAGAGCCCCCCUAUGAAGUGAGGGGGGCAUUAAAGGGGGGUAGAGCCCCCCAAGAAAGGGGGGGCUCACCCUCAUAAAAGCGGGGGUCACCCCGCAUAAAGGGGGGGUCCAGCCCCCCCCCCAGAAAAGGGGGGGCUGCUGUAACUGCUUUGCAAAUGUAUUUAUGGGGGGAGGGGACCAUGGGGGGGGGUAUUUAUGGGGGUGCAUCCACGGUCGAGCAGGGUUUUGGGGAGGUUUGGCUCCGGGGGGUCCGCAGUGCGGCCUGUGGGGGGGGGGGGAUUUGGGGGAGCCCCCCCUCCAAUGGGAGGGGGAGAGAGGAGGCGGGGGUCUCCCCUGGGAUUUUGGGGGGGGGGGUUUACCAUUGGGGGGGGCAAUGGGUCCCCCCAACCCUUUCCUGGCCCCCCCCCAGCCCCUCUGUGCCUCGUUUCCCCCCCCCUUACCAGAAUUGCCUUCGUCCCCGCGGGGUCCGGGGGGGGGCCCCAAAUUUGGGGAGGGGGGGUUGG
Molecule: messenger RNA, 3176 nt
Organism: Chroicocephalus ridibundus (black-headed gull)
Lineage: Eukaryota; Metazoa; Chordata; Aves; Charadriiformes; Laridae
Product: neuronal tyrosine-phosphorylated phosphoinositide-3-kinase adapter 1-like
Biological process (GO): phosphatidylinositol 3-kinase/protein kinase B signal transduction; neuron projection morphogenesis
Source: RefSeq, a predicted model, not a curated record